AUGGCGGACGCGGGGGAGAAAGUGUUGGAAGUGUUGCUUAACAAGAAAGAUCUUUUUAUGGUAGGUAGAUAGCCCUUAUUUCUACACCUGGAUUGUAUCCACCAUCGUUGGACAUCGGUCGGCUCAUAAAUCUGCUUUUUGCCCGCAGGUAAUGAUAUCCCACUCAGGGACAAUCCGCGACCUGUGUGACGAAAUUGAAAAAGUUGCACGCGAGGAGUUUGGAGAGUGAGUUUCCCUUCUUAACCUUUUGUUUUAUUUCUUUUUGGAAUUUGAUGAAAGUAAAAAGCUGAGCUUGUAGUGAAAGUGAUCCCCGUCAAUCUACACAUUUUGUUGCAUGCUAGGGCAGUUUUCGAUGGUACAACUGAAUGAUUUUCCCAUUCUCGAAGGUUUUAAGAGCGAAUGCACAGAAAAAUCGAGCAAACCGUGGCCACAGCUCAAAACCUAACCUACCCUCAUUUUAAGUCUGUAAUAAGGUUUUAAUGAAUUUAUAACACUGCUGAGGUUUAAAUUUCAAAAUGCGGCCGAAUUUGGGAAUUAUUUGAGAUUUUCGAUUUCAAGGGUCUGUCAAUUAGCCGCCAAACACGGCAAUAUAGCCUAGCGGCAGAAAUGAGCUGACUUUCAUAAACGAACGAAUAUAUUGGCAAUCUUCCACUUAAAUCUCAAAAAACAGAUAUUAACAAUUUCUAAACAGCACACUUUUUUAGAUUUAGAGUAUAAAAUAUCGACGAACCAGCAGAAUUUUGAAACGUAAUCUGCAUAAUGCUUAUAAAUACAACAAUUUACCGCUAAAACCAAAAUCGAAUUUUCUAUAUGGGGGAAUUCUCCAAAUCACCCCAAAUCCCGCUUACUACCCAAUGAGAUAUAGUACUUCAACAUUAUCUGAAAGUUAGUCUGGUGUUCUUGCGAACGCUUGUAAAAUAGACUGAUUAUUUUUAGGUUAUUUUGCCCCAAACAACUGCUAAUUGACCCCAGGGUCAUGACACGUGCACGUCACCUUAGUUUUAUGCGUCGAUUUGAGCUCGUUAAAAGGGAGAAACUAACAAGAUUCUUUUAAUAUGUACCUGUUUUAAUGAAAUACACGCAAUCUUUAAAAGGAGAGGCCGUUCAAUUGGUAACUUCUGUUCUUGAGAUCUCGUAGAUUGUACCAUGGCGUCUUUGAGUGGACCUGAGUCCAGGUCUGUUUUCCCGUGACUGCGAAAUCAGAAUAACAUCAUGAAAUAAUUCUCGCUCGAACCUUCGUAAAUGAAUCAGCUUUGCAGUGCCUUACCUGAGAUAAAAAGUGGGCCGAAUAGGAAAACAUUUCUAGCGCAAUUUGGAUCCUUUGCAGCACGUAGUGUAUUUGCUAAGCGGUGACGGUAUCAAUGACUUUUUUAAAAUUAGUUACUCACCUCCGAUUGCGUGACCAGGCAAUUAUCGAUUGUCUCCUGCGAAAAAUAAGUGCACGGGAAACCUUUUGUCCUUUUGUCCUAUUUUAAAAGCGGUUAACUAAGAUGAUUAGCAAACAUACUGUCCCACUUUUAAAAACGCAGCAGUAACUGAAUGUUCUGUUCUUCUGAUUUUACCCCCAACCCCGGAGUGUUCAGAAGAUAUAUUUGCACUACGCAUGAGAGGCAAAUGGAUUAAAUUUUAAGGUUCAAGGUGGUUUUAAGGCAUGGGUUACCAGUGGAUUAGUCAGACUUGUCAUAAGGUGCAUUGAACAGAAAAUUACAGGCAUGAUAUCUCUGCUAUUGUAUGUCCAUUAAGUGAUUUUCCAGCAAACAUUAUUUUUUGACUUUUUUACCCCAAACGUUUUUUCCGUUCAAUUCUUAUCUAUGAGAUCUAAACUUAGUUAAAUUUCUGUAAUUUGUUGUUAAAAGCAAUUCUGCAAACAACUAAGUAUUUAAUUUUGCGUAAAAGCUACAUGAAAUUGUACUGUUUAGCCGUAAAUCAUUAAAAAGAGAAAGCAUCAUGCUUUCUCUUUUCAAGUCGAGUAGGACUUAAACAAUGGCAUUGCUUAAGUCCUAGUAGUUGUUUUCCAUGUCUGCUAAGGAGGAAAUAGUUUGCUCUUUUCAAGAAAUUGUUCUUGCCCAUUGCGGUUUCAAACCAAGGAUAGCAGCAAGUCUGUCGUGGUCAUAUACUGCUACUUUAGUGCAAACGAAGCAUAGGCGCACAAGUCAGCGCUUGCGUUUAGUCAGGUGCCGAAAAUGAAGUGGAAACAUAACCCCAAGGGCGUCCAUGUUCGCUCCGGCUCGAAAAGGUAGAAUCAGUUGUGCAGUAAAAAGUAAUGCGAAAAACCUGCGAGGGCUGGGGAAAGAAAGGCGUCUUAUUUUUCUUUGGCUUGUUCUAUUUUCGAGACGUGGUACAGAAAUACUGACAAGCUCAGUAUAUGUCUUCACCACCGAGAGUCACUUGCCCUUAGCCGGACACUCCCCUCACGUAUCAUGUUUCGUUCCUAAAGUUAUUUCAAAGCACAGAACCAAACCUAAUCAGCGGCCGAAGGCAGAAAGGGGGAUGAGCAAACGGAUGUCACAGCAUAUUUUGCAAGAAACUGGUAUCCUUGUGCCUAUCGGCUCAGGAACGUUUGAUUACUAUUAGAAUUAAUAUCAGGGUCAGAAUUUGAGUGCUACAAUGGGAGGGAAGGAAGAAAAGGAAACCGCCGAGCACACCUGUUAAGUCUUUUAUAAACCCAGCGCGUGUUCGCGAAGGUUUUUUAAGUCAGUCAAGUUCUUAAACCAGGCCUUAAACGGCCAGUUUUAAGUGUCGAUAACAGUUAAAAAGACAUAUAAGCCUCAUGCAAAAGACGGUGGGAAGGAAGUGCACAUCGGUGAUGGGGAAAAAGGAGUAUCCCACAGUUAUUUAGGGGUGGAUCUUUCGAAACAUUCUUAUACUCUUGGACAGAUAUGCAUUUUUGAAAGUUUUAAACAAACCAGGUGUAAAUUUAUAGUAACAAACUGUUAAAUAUACAUCAGCAAGAUUUUUACGAAUCCUAUUUUUCGCUGGAGACUAUCUUUUUACUGGCUGGUCACGCAAUCAAAGGUAACGUACUUUCCCACGUUUGUUUACUCACCUUUCGCUCAGCAAACACUGCGUUCCACAAAGGACCCAAAUUGCGCUAGAAAUGUUUUGCUAUUCGGCCCACUUUUUAUCUCAGGUAAGGCACUGCAAAGCUGUUUCACUUACGAUGAUUCGACGGAGAAUUAUUUCUUGAUGUUAUUCUGAUUUCGCAGUCACGGGAAAACAGAUCUAGACUCAGGUCCACUCGCAGACGCCAUGCUGCAAUCUACAAGAUCUCAAGAACAGAAAUUACCCAUUGAACGGUCUCUCCUUUUGAAGAUUGCGUGUAUUUCAUUAAAACAGGUACAUAUUAAAAGAAUCUUGUUAGUUUCUCCCUUUUAACGAGCUCAAAUCGACGCAUAAAACUAAGGUGACGUGCACGUGUCAAUUGACCUUGGGGUCAAUUAGUGGUUGUUUGGGGCAAAAUAACCUAAAAAUAAUCAAUCUAUUUUACAAGCGUUCGCAAGAACACCAGACUAACUUUCAGAUAAUGCUGAAGUACUAUAUCUCAUUGGGUAGUAAGCGGGAUUUGGGGUGAUUUGGAGAAUUCCCCCACAUAGAAAAUUCGAUUUUGGUUUUAGCGGUAAAUUGUUGUAUUUAUAAGCAUUUUGCAAAUUACGUUUCAAAAUUCUGCUGGUUCGUCGAUAUUCUAUACUCUAAAUCUAAAAAAUGUGCCGUUCAGAAAUUGUUAGAUAUCUGCUUUUUGAGAUUUAAGUGGAAGAUUGCCAAUAUAUUCGCUCGUUUAUGAAAGUCAGCUCAAUUCUGUCACAGGGCUAUUUUCCCGAGUUCGGCGGCUAAUUUUAGGCCCGCUGACCGUUGAAAUCGAAAAUCUCAAAUAAUUCCCAAACUCGGCCGCAUUUUGAAAUUUAAACCUCAGCAGUGUUAUAAACUCAUUAAAACCUUAUUACAGACUGAAAAUGAGGGUAAGUUAGGUUUUGAGCUGUGGCCACGAUUUGCCGAUUUUGCUCGAUUUUUCUGUGCAUUCGCUCUUAAAAGCCAUUGAUUUUUUAAAGCUGUACGGAUGUGCUUGUGGAAACAGGAAAGGAUGUUAUCAUCACUGCAUGCAAAUGAAAUCAUCAAAAUAAAAACACAAAAAAGAAUUUGACAAGUUGUUCGUAACUAGAAAAGCAGUUACUUGAAAUAUUAUUUAUCAUUUAACACCUCAAAAAUGUAGUUCUGAUGGUGUGGCUGUCCAUACAAAAAACACACAAACAAACAAACAAAUGCAGUUGUAGAAGUCAGGGUUGUCACUAAUAUUUCAAGUUGCUGGGUAAAUACAACAAGUAGGCGGGAAAUCAAACAGCUAGGGAUUUCUUUUGGUUCUAUUUUCUUCUGUUUUCCUAUGAAAGUAGCUGGGGGCCAUGUUCUUAGUAGCCAGGGGAAACCCCUGGUCCCUCCUCUUAAUGACAGCCCUGAGCAGUUGUCUGAAAAUAUGCAGUAAUGAUAUAGUCUAACUGCUGAUGCUAUUGUAGUAGUAAUCGAGAAGAUAUGCACUAGUCCUUCGCACUCAGAUAGGAAACUUAAAUGGCUUGUAAAGAGUAAUGCAAAAUACAGUGAAACCUGUAUUAAGCGGACAUCCUCGGGGAAUGCUGUAGUGUCCGCUUAAUACAUGGUGUCCACCUAAUGCAGGUUUCGAUAGAUAACGUCAUAUGAGGUGUCUAAUGCCAUUCAAAUGAACGGUGGAAACGUUUACAAUACUCCCAGAGACUAUGACGAUAUACGUUUGCAUUAAUUUCUUUAUCAAAGUGGACCAAUUGAUCAUAGUACCAUAAACAUAGAUUGCAACUCAAAUUUGAAGAAAUCAGAUGAGUGAAACAAGCUCUGUACAAACAAAACGAAAUAGAAAACAAUACUGUACUGUGAAACUAAUCAAAUAAGUUCGUCAACUCAAGUUUUUAAAUGUAAAAAUCGAAAAAUUUGUGGGUGGCAAUUCAAGGCAAUCUUUCGCAUUUCCACUGUGUGGCAUGUUGGGUGGUGGAAUUUAAUUACAAGUGUCUGUUUAAUACAGGUUGGUAACAAUAGAAAUGACCAUUUCAGGUACUUUUUAGGUGUCCGAGUCCACUUAAUAAUUGAGGUGUCCGCUUAAUAAAGGUUUCAUUUACACAGCGUGCAAAGAAAGUAGUGUCCGAUAGCCCGGGGCUAGUGGAUUUUGCUAUCGGGCUAGUGAAUUCUAUUUUUAACUUGCCCGACGGGCAAGUGAUGUCUUUUGAGGAAUUCGAUCAACAGAAGAACUGUAAAAUCAAUUCUGCUAGUCAAAAAGUUUUUUGGGCUAGUUGAAAUGACGUCAGGGCUAGUGAAUGCUAGCUUUAGCUUGCCUGAAUGGCAAGCUGUAAAAAUGAUUUUCUUUGCACCCUGAUUUACAGUAAAUAAGGGAAAUAAAUUUUGGGACUUCGGCUACUGUCUGCUUAAUAGAGGGUGUCUGCUUAAUACGGUGUCCGCUUAAUACAGAAUUCACCUUAGUGUAAAAAUAUAUACACAUGUAAAACUGUUCUAGUGAGGCCUUAAACUGCUGUUUAAAAAGUAAAAACUAAAAUCCAAGCUUUCGCCAAUCAAUGGCAUCAUCAAGCAGCUGUUUAAGGCCUCACUGGAACAGUUUUGUAUAUUUUUAAUUAUGCUGCUGAAGGACAACAUGAACAGAUUAACAAAAUAGUGUUAUUGCUGUUUGUUGAUGGAUCACCUGUUGUCUUUACCAUCAUAUUAGAAUUUACAAUUGCAGCCUUUUAUGAAAUUUCACAGAAAUUCCCUAUUAUAAAAUGGACUCUACUCUUAACACAGGUGAACAUCUUAUGUCAAUUCCAAAAGUUCCCAAUGUAGCUUCUUUGUGGAUAAGUAUUUGAUAAUUAUACAUAACAUUUUGUGCUCUCCAGGAAAGGACAAGUCACAGUAUUAGAAACUAAACAAGGAGCAAGACUUCCAGAGAGAUAUAAAGUGGGAAACCUCCUCAAAAAUGAACGCAGAAUUAUGGCUUAUUCUUCAGGUAAAUUAUUAAAAAAUAUAUAAACAUAAAUUUUAUAUCUUAAACUUUGUGUUAUAGAGGUCAAUUAAAUUCAACACACUGUGUACCAGUCACCAUACAGCUGUAUUAUAUAGUACUGCUGGCCUGAAAAAUACUUACAAUUUGUAGUGUUUUGGAGGCACCCUAAAUUCCCCUGUGUAGAGAUCAGAAGUAUUGUUUUUUUGUUGUUGUAUUGGUAAUGUGCAAACUCUUCUCAAUUUGAAGAAACUAGGCAAGUAAGGUAGUCCUGGUUAAUUUUUCUGCUUGCACACAAGACAGUCUUGGGUAAUUCUGCUUCAGCAAGCACCAUGGUGGUGCAAAAUAAACAUCAUAUCUAAGGUGGUUGCAAAUGUAGUGAGAACUUCGUAUAUUGCUAGUAGUGUUCUAGGGAACAGUACUAAGACAACUAGCAAUGAACAGGGCUUCUGAUAUUUCACGCGGUCACGGAGCCGCGAAAUUCAGGUAAAUCCGCGAAAUACUGCGAAAUUCACAAAAACACAAAAAAUACCACAAAAUUUGGUAGAAAUCUUAUCAAAUACAUGCUUGUACAACAUAUUUGCUAUAGGGGCUAUUUACUUGCCGUAAACUUACAAAUUUAUCUUAGAACCUCGUCACUGAAAGGUGCAAACACCAGGCGUAGAUUAUGUUGCGAAAAACUGGGCACUAGCCAUGAUGUUAAAGGCUUUGCCAUUGGUUCAUUUCUGGAGCGUACUGUUGAGCAAAUAAAUUGGGCAAUUCCAUAUGAGACAAGGAAAUUUUGAAUUUUUUAAAAUAAAAUUUUGCGCAAUGAAACUUAACCAACAUAAAGCUGAAACAAUGGGCUGUUUGAAAUUACUGAGAUCUUGUGCGUCUUGUCCAUGCAUUUAAUGUGAGAAGGCAUGAAAUCCAGAGAAUUUGAAUCUCAUUAUAUUUGGAAUUUUUGGAACGAAAUUUUAAACAAAGUUUUAACAUCUAAGAAAACAUACAGUCAACAUAAAAGUAUGUGUGUAUUAUAACCUUUGCCUUACACUAUCAUUAGGCUAUAAAUUAUUAUCCAGCUACUGGCAGUUUCCUAAGAAAAUUGACAUUGAAUUUUUGUUGCGGACAUUACGUAAUGUCCGCAACGUUUAGGUACCUUUUUUCAGUUCCUGUACACAGUGUGCUGUAUUUUCAUGUGCUAUUGAUGCUGCUCAGUUAGUCUGAUGUAUACUCUAUUUCAAUCUCAAAACAUUUCCUGGGUGGGUUUUCUUUGCUCAGAAAUUACAAGUUGAAAAGUGUUGUGGACAUUACGUUGCGGACAUUACAUAUGUUAGAUUUUUCAUUUAUUCAGGCUGUUGCGGAUAUUAAUUUAGUUCUUACUAUCUCUGAAUUAGAUUCAGACAACAGCCGACUUAACACUAAAUUGCUUUUUAUUGUUGUACAAAUGUAAAUGGCAAAUUAAAAAGAGCUGGUAGCUUUUCUGUAAUGUCCAAUGAAUUCAAUUUACAAACGAUUAAAAACAUUCUAAAUAAUUUUCGAUUUCUGUGAUAUUCUUGAAAAUGGGCAAACAUAGUGAUUUUCGAAUUAGUCCCUUCCAUAAAGUAGUAUAGAUACAUGACAAAUUUUGCAGUACUUUAACAGAAAAACGGAAAAAUAUUUUAAAGAGUUUAUAUGGCUUUGGGGGACGCUGUCACAAAAUUACAGAGUGACAUUUGUAUGGAUCUUUAACUGUGUUUCAAGAGUCAUAACUUGAUCCCUGUUCAACUUUAGAGCACCAAACCUGCUCAACCAGCCAGUCUCAACAUGACCUUUUAUAUGGUGGUGUCAGUUUAUCGAUUAGUUUAAAUUUGAAACUUGCCCCAGUUCCCUAUGCAACUCCAAAAUGGCCAAUGAGUAGCUGGUCAGGGGUUUUGUACUGCUGAGCAUGCUCAGAACGGUUUGUAAGCAUGCUUUUUGAGGAAACGCACUGACUAUCAUUGUUUCUUCCGCAAACUUGAAUGGGUAUUACUUUUUUAACUACAAUUUGUAAUAUAAUGUGUAGUGAACAAUGUGCAAUUUUAGUGCAAAUUUACAUUUUAUCUGUCUUUAAGUCAGACUGAAUGACAAAAUAUGAUAAUUUUUUAGUAGCUAAAUCAGUUUUGUAAAAAACAAAAUAAUAUCCUCACUACUGAGAACGUUUUUUUUUCUCACAACAUUUACUUGAGAUGUAAUAAAAUCAAUUUGGAAAUUAUUUAAGGAGUCAGUAUAACAGAAAAAAAUCUGACAGGUAUUGCAUGAUACUAGGUCUCAGUAGGAGAUUAUAUAAUAUUAUAAAAGAACAUAAAUAAAGUAAAUGAUAAUUUCACAGCUUCAUUUUUAGACAAGUAACUGCAGAACAAAUGGACAUAGCCACAGUCAGCAACACUGACUAGGAAGGGAAUAAUAAAAAAUGUGUUCCCAAAAAUGUAAUGUCCGCAACAAUUUUGUGUAAUGUCCGCAACACAAACUUUUGUUUGUAGACUCACUGGAAUAAGGUUGCAUGGAAUUUUUCUUUGACAGUUGAAAAAUCUACUUAUUGUUAUGUUUUGAAGGCACAAUUAUUUUCUGCUCUUGGUUAAAAAUUCACAGGAAAAUCUCUUUAAAGAAAGUUACUUUAAAAAGUGGUUGUUUAAACUGUAUGUCUGUAUGUAAAAUGUCCGCAACACACUUUCUUCAACUCAUACCUUCAAGGUCUUAAGAGCUAACUAAAGCAUCUUUUUAUUAGGUACAAAGGGAACACUAAAAAUACUUUCUAGAUAUGUUUGAACACCCUUAAUGAACAUUUUGACAUCUAAAUUGGGGUUUAAAAUAUUAAUUUUAGUAUCUGAACGUAAUGUCCGUAACAUGGAAUCACUUAAAUGCUGACCUCUGUUAGAAAAACGUUAAAAACGCUGGUCUGAUCAGCACAAAACCGAUUGAUUUCUAGGGAAAUUUGCCUUGAAAAUAACCACAAAAUUGGCUGUUUUUUACCGAUUGCUGUUUGGUGAAGUUUGUUCUGAAAACUCUCACAAAAUUACUGCGAAAUUGGCCGAUUUUUCCUCGAAUUUGUCCCUAAAAAUCCCACGAAAUUUGACUUUUUCUUCCACAACCUAUCAGAAGCUCUGAAUAAAACACAGCCACAGCCACACAAACGGUUCAAAGCUUGGACACGCUUACAUGUACGUCCGUGCUCGCUACAGGUCAAAAUUAAAUUAGGGUUAAAAUUUUUUAAGCUUGAUUAUUCUCAAUUUCCAUUGUUUCCUAGUCCUUAUUCAUCAAUAAUUAAGGCAAGGAGACAAAGGAAAUUUAAUAUCAACCAGGGUUAAAAAAUAUCAACCUGAAUUUAAUUUUGAUGUGUAACAUACAGCUGUUUUGAGAAAGGUCGUCGGAAAAAGUGCACGGGACAAUCCCGAAAGGUGUUGUGGGUGGUUUUGUCUGCUCUGUUCUCCAAAGAAGUUUGAAAGAAUGGCAUGCGAGGCCACGGACAUAUGUUCGCAAUUGCUAAUGGAAAGCAACAAAAGUAGGUUCGACAUCUACAGUCAUUAGGAGCAGUGUAUUGAUCAUAUCCCAUAUUACCUUUCGGGGUUGUCGUGUGCACAUUUUUUCCGACAACCUUUCUCGAAAUAGCUGUAUACAUUGUAUGACACCUGUUAGGAUAAAAUUAUUCUGACAAGUGACAUGGCCUUGAAACAGUGACAUAAGACAGCAGAAAACAAAGCGAACGACACAAAGAUGGGUUGAAACUGUGACAAUGACAGAGAAAAGCACAUAUUCAAUAGUGCAAUACCAACAGCCACGUUGCUUCCUCCUCAAUAUGUGAAAUGACAGGUUUGGAAAUUCAAACUAGGAACAAAUGUAACCCUCCUAAGAAGGCCUCAUAUGAUUAUACAUACUGAUUAAAAUACAUAGUCUUCAUGUAGGACUUCAUAGAUUGAACUAGGUCGGACAGCCAACUUAUGUUAUUAAAAUGCAUACGUGUAUGCCAAUUCAGCAAUCUCUUUCUGGCUUUUAAAUAACACCUGCUAUAAUUUUCUCAAAGGCUUCCCUUUUUUAACCCCAAAUAACAUUGUUGACAAUUAUUUUGAUACAUGUAGCUAUGUGUCAUCAUGUACCAUGUAUGAUACACAAUCACAGCUACUGCACUUAGUCUUCAGGUACAUUAAAUUUUGAAUACGGUACAUUUAAAACUGCAACACACUAGGCAUUAAAACAUGUCACUGCAACACUUGUUGCACCAACAAGUUACUUCUUGUUUACAGGUCAGGCAAAAAGUUGCAUGACAUGUUGCAGCGACAAAUAUUAUUGUUUCUUUAACCUGAGAUCAGGCCCAAUUUGAGCGGUUCUCAUACUUUCUCUCUAACAGCUACCGCUAAAAUUGGGCCUGAUACUAAAUUUUGGCCAUAACGCUGAUUGGGCCUCUGAUUGGCUGUCGGAAACAAAGUUGAAAGCUUAUUCCUCACGUGGUUGUUUUCAUAAGUUUUUGCUUCCUUUUUCAUUGUUUUAUGGUCUCGUUAUGGCCAGAUUUUGGCCGUAACGCUGAUUGGCUGUUAGAACAAUGCCACAAGAUCUGAUUGGCUGUCGGAAACACCGGAAGUUGAAAGCACUUGUUCCUCACGUGGUUGUUUUCAUGAAUGAUCUGUCGUUGGCGGAGAGAAGGAUCGAUUUUGCUUCCUUUUUCAUUGUUUUAUGGUCUUAUGGUGGGAAAAUAUGCCUUAAUAUGUGCCAUGGAAAUUCAGAAAAUUCAUAUGGUUGUUCAUUUCUUCUCAAGAUUUGCUUUAUUUACGGAAAGUGAGUGUAUCGCGGAGUUGAAUCCCUCUGCAAGUUGUUGACCGCUAACAAGGUGCAUUUUGAUUUACCAACAAACGGGUGCAAAUCAAAAUACUGUCCAUCUUAAAACUGGUUUCAUUUGAAAGUUUAGCCGGGAAUGACUUCUCUGAACGGGGUACGCAAGCGAAGGCUCACUGCGAAAGAAACCUCAAUCACCAACUGUGAAGUAUUAGACGAAAAAUAUCGCAUUGCUGUUCAUGGAAUUUUCAGUGUUUACAGACUGGUUGUUUGCCUUUGCUUUUUGUAAAAAAUAAACCAAGAAAAUUGGUGUCCUCGCUCGUUGGCUGUUUUUCUUUGUUUUUAAAGAUUUAUGUACUGAAAAUCGGGGGAAAUUGCUGAAGAAAAAUUAAUAUUAAGACAACGGAAAAAUAGAGAUUUCAGUAUUUUAAAUUCCAGAGCGCCUAACCAAGAAUAAUAAAACUGGUAGAACAUCGUGUUGCCAUCUUUUCGAAAACUUUUUACCUUCUACGCCUACAGAAAUAACCUUUGAGAUCUCCCUUAAUCUAGCAAACAGUUAAAUGUGAUUGUGCUGACUGUUUUUUUUUAGCUGAAAAAAUUAACAGAUAAAAGCUAUUUUUUAAGUCAGCCAGUCUGCAUUUUUCCCUCUCAUGAAAAAUUUGCAUACUAGAAAAACAAGCAAUGGAAGUAAUUCUGAUUGGCUGAUUCGGCAAAUGUCAAUCAAUCAAAAAAGUGGGCGGCGGACGUUUCGUAGAAGGUUUGCAUCAGGCUCUCUUUUCGUUUCGCCUUGCCCGCCGGAAUGUAAUUUUCAAAGCGAAACGAAAAUAGAGCCUGAUCUCAGGUUAUUGUUUCUUGUGCACUGGAUAAUUUUUGUGAAAAUCUUUGUCUCUACAACACUGAAUUUAAAUUCAAUCUAAUUUGAUCUUGUGGAACUUGUUGUGGUGACUAAAUUCUGUUGAAGAGACAAGUAUGUUUUAUUUUCACAAAAAUUCUCCAGUAUGCACAAAGUAAUUUUUGAUGUAACAUGUUGCCACAUUACAUGUUUCUGGAUUUUGUUCUGACCUCAAGGGCAUUUGAGUGCAUGUGCAUUUGGCACAUUUAAUAUGCACUGGAUUAUUGACAAUUUACGUGCUCAACAAAAUUAGUGUUUAUGCUUUCAUUCAUUUUGUUAUUCAGUACACUGUAGAAUUACAUGUACAUACUGUAGAUCACAGGAUGAAUUUCAUGAAGAUGUAUUAUCUAGCAAUGUAUCUAACUUUAUUGUCUCCAUUAGACUCUGACAAUCAUUGUCUUGUAGACUUGUUUGAUUAGAAGACCCUGUGUAUUGAUGAACUUGUAACAAUUAAAUCUGUUUAUGCAAUCAUUUAAAAGCUUAAGUUAAGUCAUAUGCAAAUUCCUGAGCAAAACAUAGUGUAAAUAUAUAGCUUCUGUUGGUAAUAUUUUAACACAUAAACAAUUUAAAAUGCAACUUCUGGCAGAUGGUACACAUAAACAUAAGAUUCAAAAUGACAAUUUUUCAAAUGGGACCUUUGUAGCUACAUUUGUUAAAAAUCACUUGGGACAAAAAAACCUUGCUGGAGAGCAUACAUGUACAUGUUGAUGUAAGAUGCAGUGGGGCACGAAUAAAAGCAUGAUUUCAUCAUUUACUUUUACUUAAGCUUAUUUUCUUUUUCGCGACAUCCCACUGCAUUAUUUGCUUUCCACCGAGGUUUUUUUGUAUCAUGUAACUGUUAGGCUACCAAGGGCCUGUGAGUGACUACAUUUGUGUAGAUAAAAACUACUUACUUUUGUGCAGAUACAUGUACACUGUAUAGUGAAAAACAAGUUAAGGGAAACCUUGUCCUCAUUGUACAAUUUGACCGUUGACAUUUUCUUUCAACAAUCUUUCUAUUACCUAGAAUCUCAACCAGUACAAAUAAUAAAUACAGUCAAACUUCCAUGUGUUACAACCUCAUGUACAUGAUCACCUCCCAUAAGCAACCUACCAAAAACCCCAAACGUUUCCCACUCAAAGACUAACAGUUGGAACCUCUCACAACAACCACCUGCUGUUAGCGAUCAUGACCACUUUUUGCAGCGGACACUUUUAUGGUUUUCUUUUGUUUUAAACCUCUUGUAAGUGACAUCUUGUUGCAUGGUCUUACAUGAUGUUCAUGUAUUUCUGUGUUCGUUGCGUGCACUAUGCUGCUCACAGUAUACAUGGAACAUUAAGCGACAACAUGGAACUGCACAUACAGGUAUCAUAACUUAAAUUAAAUUAUCUUUUAUAUUUAAGAAGAUGACUGAGUCCAGACCUCUUCUCCGAAGAGAUCGCCCAUGGAUCGAUUCAAGAGCUUAUUUACAAAGGAAAGAACAAAUUGGUAAAAAUCAUUCAAUUUUUUCUCACAUGAUUAUCAUUUCUCUGCAGAGUGUAAUGUAUCAAGUAAGAGAAAGAGAAAGCUGCCACAUGUAAGAGCAACUGAAGAGGGGAUUCACAAGCCAAAGAGGAAGAGAAAAGAGAAAUCAGACAAGAGAUUGCACAACACUUUUGCUAUUGCUACAACUGUAUCUGAAUCAGAUUCAAAUUUAGGACAUAAUUCUUAUGGUAAUGGGAAAAACUCAAAAGGCAAGAGUUUUAAUCAAGGUACUUGUGGCGUCAGCCACAGACGGACAAGAUCAACUGUGAGAGGUCUUAACAAACUAUGUGGAAGUUCUUGCAAUAAGUUAUAUGUAAAUCUGAGGCAGAGAGAGAGCGAUAACUAUCUUGGCGAUGAAAGCAAUGCUGUUGCUGAUGACGAGAGUGGAACUGACAAAGGCAUCUUAAAUUGCAGUCAUAGAGAGCAUGUGGAUUCUGACAUAAGACAUGAAAAGGAAAGCAUGAUCUUGUCUGCAAAUAGUAGACAUAAUGAAGAGGGCGUCCAGUCUUGUGAUCACCAGUCUGAAGUUGAUAGUGAAUACAAUGAGGUAGCAGUCGAUAGGAUAAAAAGAAAACUCUCCUUUAGUGUUUCUUGUAGAAGACAUGAUGACAGUGGUGCAACCUGUCAUGGAAGGGAAAGCUCAACAGCCUCAAAUAGAGAUAAAUCCCAGAAAGUGAAAGAAACUCUUUUAACAAAACAAAGCUGUGCAGAUGAAAGUGAUGGCAAGUGUGGAGACGAAAGCAGGAAAGGAAGUAAUUUAUUAAAAUCAAACCAUCACAGCAAAGAUUCUGAUAGUGAAGAUUCUUAUAGUGAGUCUGAUUCAAGAUCUCUGUCUGACAAUGUGGAGGAAAUAGUUUUCGAUAAUGUUGAUUUGAGUGAUUAUGAGGGACCAGUGCUACGCAGUGCACAAAAGCAAACAAAAAAUAAUUUACAACACAGGUCUUCAAUGUCAGAACAUUCCUAUGGGAAUACGAACAGAAGGAUCAAUGGCAAACCCAACAUCACCUCUAAAUGUAAGUAAAAAAGUUCAAGAACUUAAAUAUUUUUUUUUUUAUGUACACAACUGAACCUCUGCCAAUAGUCAGCUUUCCAGAGCGGCUAGUAUUAAAUCAUUCCACUAGAUGCAUUAAUUUCUUUUUAAAUUGAUAACCUCUGUACAAUGUUCUCCUUUAGUGUUUGUUGCAGCGGCCACUUACAUGUACAGUGUGUACCUCUGUAUGACUGUAUAUGUUGUGGUCAUUGUAUCAAAAGUUCGAAUUUUAGUUUUGUUUUGUUUUGUUUUUUUUUUACCAUGCUUUGCCAUACAAUAUUCCCAAAAUCAAAGGAAAGUCAAUUUAACUGGGGGUAAACUUCACUCAUUUACAUGUACAUGUACAUGUACACAAAUUGCAUUUUGAGGAAGGGACCAACAUCUGCAAAAUCCAUACAUGUGCUGUGAAAGUAAAUGUAUUUUAAAUGUUUACAACUCGUUGUAAUAAAACUUAUUCACCUCUUUCGGGUGCUUAAUUUGAGGGUGUUGAAACUCUCUCAGCUGGCAAAGUGCUUAUAAAACUUAGGGAAAUACUCAAAGAAAACUACACUGUUCAGAACAUUUGUCGUAAACGUAACAUAAAUAAUUAUGCCUUAGUGACCGGGCAUGAGGUCAAGGUGGCUUGAUAUUUGCCAAGUUGCGUUUUAAUGGACCGAGACGAGACAUCUACAUGUGCAAAUGCCGUAAAAGGAGGUCAAUAUCCAGUCAUCUUGAGUGAACUAGCCUGUUUGAUGAAGAAUCUAUGACUAAGAGAACUUUUUACUUGCGGGAGCAAAGCGGGAAUUCCCGAGAGGGCGAAGUAGGUUCAUCUUGCCCACUCGGGUAGCCAAUCAGAACACUAGAUUCCCUUCAUCUUUCCCGCUCGCGAACCAGGUAUGUAAUAGCGUUAACUCUUACCAGCAUACAGAGUACACCGUUGUUUGCAAAGACAGCCGUCUCUCCCACGGACGGUCGAGGCGAAACGUCCCUAGCGGCGAGGAGCGAGGAAAGACGCUGUCUUCGUCGGCUAGUUCAGUUGAGAGGGUUGUCUUUUUAGAUCAUUCUUUGUUCUAUUAUACUGCAGGUAGAAAAGAGAAAUCCAUCAAUAAGCAACUUAGUCAAGACAAUCGAAGACUUCCACUGGGAAUAGGGAAAAACGUUCAGAUUCGAGUUAGUCCUCUAUCGAGCCCAAACAAACCCAGACGUUUACAAGCAAAAGAACAGAUGACGCGGAUCAAAAAGAGCAGUGGACGGACUCUUGAUAAACCAAGAGAAAAGGGUCAAACGAACCAGAUCGAAAGGACUACUGAAUUGAAUCAGGGAAAUCCUGAACGGUCACAGACUGGAGAAAAAACAUAUCAGACAGAUACUGUUCAGGAGUCAGAAAAUGCGUUUAUAAGAAUUUUUUUGGGCGACAUGCGAGAACUGCAAUGUGAGGGUAAGCGUGAUGAUGACUCUACAAAAAAAAGUCCGGGACAGCGAGGACACUCAAACACUGGUGCUAUAGUUCUAUCGUCUUUAAGGUCGCCAGAACGUCGCAGUCAAAGAAGAAAAGAAGAAAUACAUAAAUCUACAUCAAAGGUGGCAGAUUGGCUUAGUACACACGAUAUCUCAACUGGUAUCAACUCAAAUGCAACGGAAACAUGUCAGACUGAACCUGGUUGCGAAGGUGAGAAUGGUUGUUGCUAUUUAGCUGGAAUUUGUCCUCAAAAGAAAAUGCUGGCGUUGGAACACCGUGUCCAGAAGAACCCUUCCAAGCAACUAUUAAGUACAAUGUACAAUUUGUUGAUCGGCUUUAGGUUCAUUCCUUUAUCUCCCCAUUCCUCCUUCCAGCAAUGUUGCGCCAAUAAAAGGACGUUAUUUCCACCCAUUUUAUUUAAAAAUUCAACAUUGUUUGUGGUGGAAAGUGGCCCGUUUUACUAUUAAUUAUCACUAGAAGGUCCCGACACCUUUGCUCUAAUGACAUUUUUUAUCGUCUUUGGAUUCAUUCCUUCAUUCUCCUAUUCCCCAGCCAUGUUGCGCCCAGAAAAUGACUGUAUUUCCACCGAUUCCGUUCAAAAUUUUAGCAUUCUUAUGGGUUGGAGGUGGGGGAGCUCGCUUGUUUUACUUCCCAGCGCUUUUGACCUUCAUUGUAUUCCACUUCAUGUGACAUCCAACUGAUGUCAACCAAUAUGUCCAAAAAUGAACUUUGAAAAAUUGUUAGGCUAACCUUUUUCAAAAUCACCAUCGCAAUCCGUUUCAAUCUUCACCAAGUUUGUCCAUUGUGCCUUCUUUUGAACACAGUUUUUGCUCUGUUAUUUAUUCCUACUAUUAACGUUGUAAGCGGUUGUUUGAAUUUCGAUAGAUCUCGUGACAGCUUCAUGUACUUCAAUAUUCGUUGUUUCUUGUUGGUAUUACAGCUCCUUCAGAACGUGUCAUCAGUACCAGAGCAACUGCUAGAGACCGAAGUAAAGAGGCUUCAAAGAGGGUAGCAAGAAGCGACGAUAACUGUGAUACUUACUGCAAUGAAGGUAAUGAGCGAGGAAGCGCUGACAGUGUUAGCAGUGACAGAAGAAUGAUCAACGGAACAAGUUUAUCUGAAGGAUCGCCACUUCAACGCCGAUCACAAGAGAAAGCAGACAAAGGCGUGAACGAGAGUUCGAUGACUCAGUCCACACUGCGACAGAAUAACGCAAAUCGUUUGACAAGUGGAAGGCCUCCAGUGUCUUCUGCCGGACCGAGGUUUGCUGGCAUGACUAAGCAAUGCCUGGUCAAGGUACAAAAACUCCCAGUUCGUAAACAGAACGGAGAGCUAAAAGUCAUACCAUUACAAGGGAUUCUUUUCAAUGAACACAGUGCCUCUUGUUUCGAUGAAGAAGGCGAUGAAACGUUCAGCAAAACCAACAAUCCGGGCCCUUUAAAAAUAAGUGCCGAAUUAAAAAAAGCAAAAACCAUGGAGGUAGAGAGUGAUCGUUCAGAAAUUCAGGGGAAAGAUGAAGGAGGGGCGACAGACGAAAACCAGACCAUUGAUAAUCCACCGACUACUCGAUCUCCUGCAACACAAACUAAAACCCCUUCUCCUAAACCAGUUAGACCUACAGCAGACUUACGUCCACAGAUGCCGUCUUCGCAAGAUGGCCCCAGUGACAGACUUGCGGUUCAUAGUUUGGUUGACCGGGAAGGAACUGAGGAUUUAAAAAGCAAAAGGAGUGGGGUUCCAUUGUCAAAAUCAAAGCGUGAUUGUUACAGUCUCUUAGAAAACGAUGAAGAAAAUUUGAGCUCUUCGAAAAACGAUGCAACAGAUAGUGAUGCAAAGUGGGUCGCACCUAAACGGGAGAAGGGGAGUGUGAAAGCAAUAUCAAAAAAAAGGAAACGAAUACUUCAAAUGGAAAAUGUGGACAGUGGGUCCGUAAAUCAAGGUAAGGCUCUGCACGGAGGCACAUCUAUAACCAAAGAGCGUCAGUCGCUGAAAAAUUCGCGCUGCGAAAUCGGAGACAAUGCAGAGCCGCCAGCAAUCCUGAACAAUAUUCCGAUUCACGUGGAUCGAUUGCGUCAUGACGAAAGAGAGAUUGAUGAGGGUAGAGGGGCCACGAAUGAGGGGUUAAACCCUAGAUGGGGGCAACAAUCAAGGGAAGUUCAGCUGCCGUCUUCUAAACAAGAAGCUGCUCAGUUGCUGGAAAACCAAAGUGAUUCCUUUAUGAAUGGCGAUGGUAAUAACACAGACGUGCAAGAAAGGCCAGGUACAGAAAAGAACCGCUGUGAAUUGGAGGAAGACCGAAAUGUCGGAGAUAGUGGGUCAGACUCCACCGUCUGCGAAAGUGGUGUGUUCUCCGCAGAUGGGAAACGUCACAGAGUAGAGAAAGGUGUCUCCAAAGACAAAGAGACGAUGAAUAUUGCAGGAAAAAGGCAAAAAUGUUCUCUAAAAAAUCAGGAAAAUUCGGAAGUGGUGAAAGAUAAUAUAACUGAUGGACGUAAACAAGGGCAACAAAGUAAAUCUGCUCAAAGUGCGAGUCACGGUUCUGGGAAAAAUGACAUUUCCACGGAGGAUGAUUUGUGUAAUAGAAAUAGCGGGAAAGGGCCAGUGGUGUCGGCGGAUCGAUUAGUGAGUAGAAGAAAAGAAUCAAAACAUUUGGAACAGUUGCAGGAUAUUGACUCUGUCUUAGACAUUCAAGAACGAGAAUCUGAAUCCGUUGAAACGUUCACUGAAGACCUUGACAAAAAGAGUGAACCGACGCAAGAUCAUCUUAAUAAUAACGUGAGCAUUGGGCAAAGUACCACUGACUCGGUUGAUCGAGUUGUCAGUGGAAACAAAGGGUCAAAACAAUCCAGUAGGAGAAAAGAACGACAAGUUAAGGAAUCUCCUGUAACUAAAAACCAGAAAGAGACCGAAUCUACUGACCCAGUGGAUAGUAUCUCAAGCGUUGACGAUAUUAUUGAUCGCAGGAAUACUGGGCAAAACACCGUAGAUUCCGUGGGUCUACCGGGCAGUCGAAACGGAGAACUAGGACAUUCUAAUGUUACGGAACAGGUGCAAGAUGUUGACUCUAAUGUAUCUAAGCAAGAGCAACAAUAUGAUUCUAAGGCAACUUCCAGAGAAUACCUAGGGAAAGGUGACAGACGGACGAUAAAUAGUUUGCACAACAGCAAUAAGAAACGGUUGCAAGACAAUGUCGCCGUUGUAUCUGAAGAAGGUGAAAUAUCUAGUUCUGAGGCAACAGUUAUGGCAAGCUCCAGUCAAAAAGGCAAAAUAGCGAGAACUAAUUUCCACCUUAACAAUAAGGAACGGUUGGAAGACAGUGACUCCGUUGUAUCUCAACAAGAGGAAAUAUCUGAUUCUGAGGCAACUGCCACGACAAAGUCCGGGAAAAACGACGAUACAGGGAAAAAUAAUUCGCACUCUAGUAAUACGGAGCAGUUACAAGGUGUUGUCUCUGAUGUACUUGAAAAAGAGCAAAUUUCGGAUGCUGAGGCAACUGCUCGUGCGAGCUCCAGGAAAAAUGGCAAAACACCAAUAAGCAGUUUGCACUCCAGCAAUACGGAACGGCUGCAACACGUUGACUCCGUCUUAUCUGAACAAGAGCAAAUUUCGGAUCUUGAAGAAAAUGCUGUUGGAAGAUCGAGGAGAAAAUUGCGGUCCAGCAGUACGGAGCAGUUGCAAGGUGACACUGUUCUAUCGAUACACGAGGAAGAUUCGGAUUCUAAGGCAACUGCAGGUGUAAGCUCCAGAAAAAAUGACAAAACGAGGAAGAAUAUUUUGCAAUCCAACAGUUCGAAACGGUUGCAAACGAGAAAUAGUUUGCACUCCGGCAAAACGGAGCAGUUGCAAGAUGUUGGUUGUGUUGUAUCUGAACAAGAAGAAAUUUUGAAUUCUAACGCAACUGCCAAUGCAAGCUCCAGGAAAAAUGACAAAACAUGGAAAACUAUUUUGCAGUCCAGCAUUCCCGAUCAGUUCCAAAACGUUGGCCCUGUUGUAUCUGUAGAAGGGCAAGUAUCUGAUUCUGAGGAAAGUGCUAUUGCAUAUGCUAAGAAAAAUGGUCAAAUGAAGAAUAGGAAAAGUAACAAAAGAGACAUGGAAUCCUUACAUAGACUGAAAAGACAAAGAGAAACAACAAAGCACUCUAACAAUACGGAAAUGUUGGAAGGGAUUGAUUCUGCUGUUUUCGUCGAGGAGAAAGAACCUGAUUCCGAGGAAAAUGCCAGUAGUGGUUCCAAGAAAAAUGACAAGACGCAAAAUAGUAAUGAAAAAAGACACACGGAGUCCUUGCAUGGACUUGAAAGACGAAUAGAAACAACAAAACACUCCAACAAUACAAAAGUGUUGCAAUGUAUUGACUCCGCUGUAUUUGUCAAAGAGAAGGAAUUUGAUUCUGAGGCAACUGCCAGUAGUGGUUCCAAACCUAAUGACAAAGCAACGAGAAAUAGUAAUAUUAAAAGACACACGGAGCCCUUGCGUGAACUGGAAAGACCAAAAGAAAUAACAAAACAUUCUGACAAUACUGAACAAUUGCACGGUAUUAUAUUAGAACAAGGACAAGAAACUGAUUCGAAUGAAAUUUCGAGUGGAAGUGACGGGGAGGACGACGAAACAAUAAAAGAUAAUAUCUCCGGUAAAGGUAGCAGCACUAAGAGGGCCAUGAACUCCUUUGAUGGACAAAGAACUGGUAGAGGAAAAUCAAAACGGCAUACGGAACAGUUGGCAGAUGUUAACUCUGGUGAGCGAGUACCUACAAAACAGCAAAAAACGGACGUUUCUGCCAUGGUCAGCGCAAGCCGCGGGGAGAGUAGCAGAUCAAACAGAGAUCAUACGCAUAAUUACAGAGACAGUAGUAAAACCGCAGUGGAAUCUGUAGAUCGAUCGAGCUGUGAAAAUGAAAAAUCCAAACAAUUCAACCUUAGUUCCUUUAAAAAAGACAGAGCUUCAGAAAAAGACAGAGAGGUUUUGAUGGAGAGAAGCAAUGCUUAUGUUGGUAAAUCUUGUGUUAAUAACAAAGAUGGGUCGAUAUGUCAGAAGCAGGACGUGUCGUCUUCAAAACGAAAGGAUUCCAGAAGCUCUUUUGAUGACGAUAUAGAGACAGAAAGUGAAACAGACAAGGAGAAGGAAGGUACUUUUUAAAAUUAAUUAAGCAGCCAGGGCCCUGUUCGAAAGAUGGAUAGCGCUAUCCAUUUGAUAAAUCUCUAUCCAGUGGAUGGCGCAAUUGAUUUCCCUAGUACUUAUCCGCUGGAUAGUGAUUCGUCCAGUAAAUAGCGCUGUCCACAACCAGGGCCUGGCUAAUAUUAUGUAGCAGAAUUAAGUUUGCAAGACAUUAAAUGGCCUAAUUGUCACGACGAUUUUGCUGUUUUGGGUCAAGUCUGUUCUCACGUCAUUACGUAGUUCCUUUACCCAUACAAACAUGCUCCUGUAGAAUUAUCAAAAAGAUAUCACACAAAUUUAAUCAGAGAGCACUAACCGUAAUAAGUUUUUUGGUGACUUUUCCAGGUAUAGUAACAGUAUUAAAACUCGGAAAAGUUGGCCCAACUUUUUCAAGUGUCAGUCCAUGUCUAUCCGUGCCAUCCGUAGCGAUAGACCACAGGGAACAGUUUCAGUUCCUAAAUAUGGUCUUAAAUAACUCAACUGUACCAUUAUUUUUGGAAAUCAAUUGAUGCGAAGACGCGUUUUAGUUUAAAAAAGAAAACAAAGAGCGUGGUAUAUCCCGUUUAACAAGAAAUUGACAGGAUUUAACAGAGCAGAGUAGCAGCUUACAGACGGUUGUUUUGCCGUGACUAUUAGUGACCUUUAGAUUCGAGGAUGAAGAUGAGAUUCAACUUUAAGUUUUUUCGUAUAUUCUCAAAAAACCGACACGCCGGAAAGAUUCAUUGCAGUAUUUUCACCAAAAACGUUAGCACGGUUAUUUUUAUUAAAGGAGGUUAAGCCCUCUCCAAAGCGCAAAAUGAUAAAACAUGUAACUUGCUUCCGCCACUACGACAUUCUCACUAAAACCCGUAGUUGAAUGACGACAGCGAUCACGUUGUCCCGCCAAAAUGACGAUGGUUAACGCGCGUGCACUACUUAGUAUUGAGAAAAUCUCGUCUCGUAUUAGAAUCUAAACGUCCCUAGUAUCGGUUAGAAAUAGCUGGUGACGUGACCUGACACUUUUGAAGGUUUGUUUGGACACACCCACAAAAUCACACAUCACCUGUGUCUCUAUAAUGCCCUCCCAGCUGCCAAGCAUACAUGUCGAUGCGUCGCAAAGGCAAACAAUAUAAUGCCUGCAUAACCAACCACGGAAAAAUUUGCGCAAAACAACGACAAAGUAGAAAGCAUACGGGAUUUAUUAGACUUUUGGUGCCCCUCCCCCCCCCCCCCUAAAAAAAAAAAAAAAAAUAAAGAAUAAAGAAAAGAAAACAGUGGUAUCGUCAUUGCCCCUUUGUUUACUUUUCAGUUCAUUAUGUUUUCGGCUGGUCAUUGUCGUACGUUCAGGGUCGAUUCUCGCGAACGUGAUUGAUCAAUCCAAAGGACCAAAAAAACUAAAACAUGCAGCUAAAACUGGUUUUAAGUAGCUGUCCAGUAAACCAGUGAAAUUUAGAAGCCGUGGAAUACUAACUCGACAGUGACUAGUUAUGAAAUGACGUUUCUCAGUCACUCCGCUAAGUUUUUGUAGAUAAUAAAAAUUCAAUUUUCCCCACUUGUAGCAUAUAUGUUUCUUAUUUAUAGGAGACGAUAGCGAAGCAUGGAAGUUGCCGCUGCAAUUAUCACCUUUUAAGGAAGGCAAACACAUCGUGUGGAUGAGAGAAAGAACUGAACAAAAAGCCGACGAUGUGACUGGUCAUGCGAAGGCAAUAAAGCGUCAUUGUAUGAAGGCUGACAAAUCUGCGGUCCAAUCAGAAGAUAGUAGCCAAUCGGAAAGCGAAAACACUGCUGUUGGACGAAGCCAGACUUUUGUUAAGAAAAAUGAAAGUAAGGCAAAUGUAAGCGCUUUAAACGGGGAGACAGGUCUGGAGAAAGGACAAAGCACUAUCACAGAGAAGGAUGUAUCGGAUUCUGAAGGUGAUCUUGAAAACAGAGUCGAAGGGAAUGGAAAGAUCAUAGAACAGGGGUGUGAUAAAGGAAGUGACAUGGAAGUAAAUGGAAUUAGAGAAACUGAUGGUAAAACUAUUGUUGCCAAACAGGAACCUAAAAAAACUCACGCACCAAAGAGAAAAGCGGCGAAUGAAGACAACUCUCAAUUUCUAAAAAAUUCAGGAAACUAUACAUGCAGUGAAGAGGGAGGGAAAAAGCGCAAGAAAAGUAAAAGUAAAGAUUGUUUGAAUGAAACAGAACAAAAGGAAAGUCAUAAAAACUCAAGUGAUGAAGAAAUCGCGGACGAUGGAGUGGCAGAAAGGAAUGAAGACAACUCUCAAUUUCUAGAAAAUUCAGGAAACCACACGUGCAAUGAAAAGGGAGCGAAAAAGAGUAGGAAAAGGAAAAAUAGAGAUUUUUUUACUGAAGCAAAGGAAAAGGAAAGUGAUAAGGACUCAACUGACAUAGAAAUCGCGGACAAUGGCGUGGAAGAAAAGAAUGAAGACAACUCUCAAUUUCCAGAAAAUUCAAGAAACCAUGUGUGCAAUGAAGAGGGAGCCAAAAAGAGCAGGAAAAGUAAAAGUAAAGAUCUUUUGAGUGAAGCAAAGCAAAAGAAAAGUGAUAGGGACUCAAGUGACCGAAAAAUCGCAGACGAUCGCGUAAACGAAAAGAAGGAUAAACAAAGUCAGGUGGUAGAAAGACCGGAAUUUUACAGAACGGAAAAUGACAAAAAGAGGAAAAAGAAAAAAAAGAUUAGGAAGUAUGAUUGGCCUUCACCUCAGAAAGAAAGUGGCCUCAGAGGUGUGCCAGAGGAAAAGUGGAAGAUGGAGGAAUCGGUUGACUUUGGGACAAUCAAAGAGAUAGAGAAGGGGACGAAAGAAAGAUCGAGCAAACCAGGUAAUUCAACUACUGUAAAUAAGUUUUCUUUUCUUUUCUUAAUUACCAGUAUUAUGUAAUAAUUAACAUUGUGACUGAAAAGCCCUGUUGAAGAGAGUCUCAAUGAAGUAUGUAUGUAUGUAAGUAUGUAUGUAUGUAAGAUUCCUUUCUUUUAACCCAUUCGCUUCUGGAGAUUUUGCCGAAAAACGCGUUUUGAAGCUAGUCGAGUGGUUUUCUGGUCACUGUCGUGCUAUGAAGGGCUAAAACGUACCACAAACCGGUUUACCGGUCGUACACUUGGCGGCCUUCUGAUCCAGAUGCAAAACAUCAGCUUGCGAAGUUCGGGCAUGCGCAGAAAGCAAAAUUUCGAGAUUUUCAGGUCAAUGUCACGUGGUUUUUUGCUUCUUUCUCCGGUGUCCUUGACUGAAUUGUGCUCAUUCUGGUAUGGUUUGAAAGAUCUCUUCACUCUACACAAGUUAGCGAAGAAAGUUGUCCUUGACCGUUAAAACUGAUGACGUCACAAAGGCUAGAAAGGACCUGGAUCCGCACGGGCGGUUCAGGGGCGAAUGGGUUAACGCAUGCAAUUAAACAACUUCAUGCAAGCGUUGAUUUGCCAGUAUUCAGGAAUGCGCCCUAACAAUUGUAGGAUUGCAGGUACAAAUCAAGGCUAAACACUGCAAAACAGCCUCACUCUAGACUUUCGUUUUACCCCUCGCGCGCGCGUUCCUAAAAAUGCAGGCGUUUUUGCAGUCUAAAGGGAAACAGGGAGCGUUCUCUCUGCAGCUUGGUAGUGGUCUACUCAUAAAAUAGCUGUAGUCGGAAAUAUAAGGAUAUUAUUUCAAUGACGUUGAAGCCGUUAGUUAUAUUAAACAGUACUAAAACAACAAACGAAAUGGCAUAUAGCAACUUGAUUAACACGUGCGACUUUUGAUUAAACGGUGAACAGUAAACCUAAACAUGUUUUUUUUAAGCUCCCGUAAGCGGACACCCGAAAUGAAAUCUCAUUCUCCUCUGAAUCUUGUGAUUUAAUUAAUCAACUUGCAAUCACUGUUCGUCACAAUGAAUUUAUAGCUGUUUCAGUGUUUGUUUGUUUUUUUUUUCCACACACACAUACGGUUACACUUGAAGAGACCAUUUGAAUUUUAUGCUUGUGACCAGCCAAACACUAACAUUUGUACUCCCAGUAUUGAUUUGUAGCUGUGCAAGCUCCCAUAACUGACCAUCUAACCCUUACACUUCUAGUGGCUGCUUACGACAGCUUCUACUGUAUAUUAACAUCCGCACUACAUGACCUUAAACCGACUCUCUCCUUGCAGCACAGCUACUGUUCUUUAGUGUUUGCAUUAAAAGCAUAGAACUUUAAUACGUGUUUAGCUAUUGUGACGUAACAUUGAGUCGAUCAAUUUUGGCACACAGAAGAGAAAAAAGAGAAGAAGAAAAAAAAGAAAAAGAAAGAAAAGAGACAGAGUGAGUCAUCUACCUCACUCAACGACAGUGGUUACAGAACUUUAACCGAGGUCAAGGAUGAAAUGAAAGAAUCAGAUGAGUUUAAGAAAAACAAAGCAAAGGAGAAAUCAACUGAUCCAGGUAAGAGUUCUUUUUUACUCCCGACCCUAUUUAUUAGGGUCCUACAGAGGGUUACUUCGCAAGAUUCUGUAGAAAAAAUAAAAGCUGUGUAUCAACGCCUCUAUAGUUAUCUGGAGGAAUUAAAAAUACUUUACCCACUUCAAUUUGGUUUCAGGGAUAAAUUUUCGACAGCUCUUGCACUUAUUUCUAUCACUGAAUGUAUUCGUCAGUCCAUUGUUAAUGAUGAAUUUGGCAAUGGCGUAUUUAUAGAUUUGAAAAAAGUUUUUGAUACUGUUAACCAUACAAUUCUACGAACUAAGCUUCACCAUUAUGGAAUGAGAGGUAUUGUAUGUGAUUGGUUUAAGUCUUAUUUAUCCCAAAGAGAGCAGUUUGUAUGUGUUAAUGGUCAUAACUCGAUUUCCUUACUUGUGACUUGUGGUGUUCCACAAGGAUCCAUUCUAAGACCACUUUUAUUCUUGUUAUAAUGAAUGGCCUACUUUCGUCGCACUCGUUUGCUGAAACGUGUACCAAGUGGCCAUGCUCCCUUUAACUCCCCUUUUCAAAGGCCUAAAACAAAGACUCCGGGUCCUGGGCAUGGCUGUGGUAUCCUGUGUCUGACUAAAUCAGGUAAUUGUUUAUUUGCCGAUUUGGCUUGUAGUUCGCUAUAUUUCCAGAGGUUUUGGCUAAGAAGCGAUUUAUACUCGGCCAUUUAAAACUUUUGCAAAUAAAUUCACCCAUCUGGCGUAAAAUUGUGACCACUAGCGCGAAGUUGUGUUAACACAAAUAUUCUUGUCCAAAAUUACAAGUACAUACAUUUGGUGGUAACUUCAGCAAUGGAGGGGCAUAACGAAACCACCCUAUAGAAAAUCAGUUUAGACUGAUAUUUGGCAUGAGCCGUGGGGAGAGGGUGUGACGGAGGAAAACUAGAAAGACGUUAAGCUGGACAGUGCUGGUAAACUAAACAGUAAUAAUGAGCCUGCCUACUUGCAUCUGUUUGGAGACAUCUUCGUAAAAUGAUGCCAUUCCCUGCUUUACCCAACUUGAAUAACUGACUGACUGGAUGUGUUUCAAUUAGCUAAGAAAACGGCUCGAUAUAAAAUUAAAACGGAUUUUAUUGUGGGGUUUUUGAAAACUUUUUAGCCUAACAGUUUUCAAAGUUCAUUUUUGUUGUUUUUAAAGUUCGAUACAAUGCUUGGGAAGAAUAUUUGUUGGACAGUGUUAAACUUUUUUCGACAGUGAAAGUUGCAUCAUUAUUUUUCUUUGCAAUUUUUGUGACUUGUAAAUAUGGUUUGCUUAUUAUUUUGAAGACGUUCCGACCGAGGUUUGGAAGCCAAGCUCUGAACACACGCAACAGAAACCAGUAAAGAAAAAGAAAGCCAAAUUACUGUCUCUGUUGGAUCUGGCACAAGACGGUGAGUGUUUUUUCUGUCAAUAGAGUAGAAAUUGUGGACAUAAAAAUAUUAGUUUAGUAACUUCUUCGAUGUGUGCUGGCAUUUCAUUUUUAUUUUUAUUUUUCAUUUUGCUGCACUACUAAUAUCCGGCAUGAUAACAAGUUAAACUAUUACGAGGUGCUAUGCUUACUUGAACUUCGACUUUCUAUAAGAUGAUGUACAUCAUUUCACUCUGUGUCAAAUGAUAAUACACUCUUGAAAUUAACUAAGCCACAUUCGAUUUUGUUUUUGGCAAAAAAAGGAUUUUUAACUGUCCGCGGAGAAAAAAAAAUACUCAACCCUGACUGACAUCCUCAUCUAAAUUUUUUUCAUGCAAUUUACUCCUGGCUUUUGUUUCGUUAACUGUUGUCAUUACAAGAUUGUGCUGUCGUUUAAUUCUUUCGCAAGUCCUUAAAAGGACUACGACUUUUUGCUUUUUUUUUCCAGGAAGCAUCUGGCCUAGUCUAAACGCUGUGUUAGUUCGAAUCCACAUCGAACCAAAAGUAAAGAAAGCAAGCACUUGCUUUUUUUAACACGGUUUUAGCCAGACUUCACUUGUACGAGAAUCAUGCCCAUAAUGCGGCUAGUACUUUCUGUAUGAUCACGCGCUGAUUUAACUUUGUUUUUAUUAUCCUUGUUCAUAUUCAGCGGAACAAAAAAGCAGCAGCACGGCAGAGAAUACUAAAACCCUUUCAGCUUCUAGGAAACAUGACCAUAAUCUAAAGCGACAUUUUCGGCAAACACCCAAAGGAUUCAUCCACACCGUGAAGAACAGAAAACUCUCUGCUUCAACAUCGACGAUACAUGUCAGGCGUAAACCGCGGACAAACCCUAAAGAAAACCUACAGUUCAAAGGAAUGCCUGCUAAAGAGAAGGACAUGACAGCUAGGCAACUCAGCUUUGAGGAACUUCUUAAUGAUGAUUCCUUCUGGAACACUUGAUCUGCCAAGCCCGUGAUUUUGUAAUCGCGUGAUGCCGAAUUAGUCUCAGCUUUCUUGAACAUCAUUCUUACCAAACAGGUCAUUUAAUUCGCGCGUGUUUCGUAUCGGCAGUGAACGAUUUUUCAAUUGCCACGAGAGUAUGAAGGCGAAAGCCGCAGCAAGCGAGCGACUAAGGGAAGCGAGGGAGUGAGAGGAGCGAACAGCGAAGCUACCGCUCCCUCCUGGGAUUUAACAUCUUUUCCGAGUAACAGGAAACGAAUCCACUCAAAACCCCCAACUCGAGAACCUGCUCGCAGGCUAUUUACUUAGCAACGCUGUGACUUGCUAUCUUAGAGGUUACUUUCUUCCUUGUUUAAGCCGGUCAGCAUCGUCUCAGCAGGCUUUGUUCCAUAUUGUUCCAGUGUGGGGACUUACCAUGACGAGUGCAGCUCAGUGAACGAUUUUUAUGUCUUAAACGUUUAGUCCAUUCCAAGCAAAGCAUUUUCUUUGGUUUCUUGGUCCUUUUAGUUUUGACACUUUUGUAGUAUUCCUGAUCACAGGAAUACUACAAAACUUUGCUUAGUUGUCACCAAUAAUUUGUUUGACAACGCAGAUUCCUAAAGUUGAAAAUGAUAUUGAGAUUGAAAUAAAAUGCAUGAGACUUGAUUGAAGUCACUUUAGGAGUCUGUUGUCAUAUGGUCAAGUAAUACCUAAAUGAUUCUACAACAAAAUACCUAUUUCUUUCUACAAUGACGCUUAAAUAUUAUGUUGUUUGUACACAAUAUUUCACCCUUAGUAGUACUCGUACAAAAGCGACGCCCCAAAGCAAAUCAGAACAAAGGUAUUAAUAAAGCAAGUCAUGAUUUCUCAAUACUCUUUGCAAGAGCAGUUUUUUAAGUUUGAAAAUCACCUGAGCGCGUUCGUUUGGUCGUAUUUCUGAAUAACAAUAUUAAAAAUUUUUGUUACAAAUCUC
Porites lobata is the source of this 28453-nucleotide messenger RNA. NCBI's taxonomy places the organism in Eukaryota, Metazoa, Cnidaria, Anthozoa, Scleractinia, Poritidae. The record is from the annotation of a GenBank genome assembly.